AUGGAUAUCUUCAGAGUACUUUCCAGAGGCGCUUCUUUGAAGAAGUCAAGAGAAAUCACCACUGAUUUCUCUAUGCCGGCUCAGAAACAAGAGGAGAAGUCUAAAAAGACAGAGCUAGAUACGGCAAGACAAGUAGACAAGGAAACCGAUUUUUUCCACGUGAAAAAACACAAACUGGUGCAAGGAGCUCGUCAAGAAGAAGAAAAUAAUGACAACUCUUCGGAUGAAGAAGAAGAAAAAGAGAUCAAUAUCAUCAAAGACCAGGACGAUGCUAAGAAAUUGAGGAAGUCCUACAAAGCAAAAGUCUCAGGUGACGAUAUGCCUCUUCCAAUUGCUUCCUUUGAAGAUAUGGUGAAACGUUUUAAGCUCGACCAGAGACUGUUGCAAAAUCUCAUUGACUCGGAGUUUACAGAGCCAACUCCAAUUCAAUGUGAAGCCAUACCGUGUGCUCUGAACUCGAGAGACCUCAUUGCCUGUGCACCUACAGGUUCCGGUAAGACACUUGCGUUUUUGAUCCCUUUGAUAAGUCAGUUGAAAGCAAGUAAGAAGGAGCAUGGACUUAGAGGAUUGGUGAUUUCUCCAACCAAGGAAUUGGCAUCCCAGAUAUUCAACGAAGCAGAGAAGCUAGCCAAGGGGAAUUCACUCAGAGUGACGAUGCUUUCCAAAAGCGUUGCUGCCAAGCUGAAAAACAAGAUAAUUUCGGCUUCCAAAUACGACAUUAUAAUAACCACGCCCUUGAGACUGAUUGACCUGGUGAAAAGCGAGGCGCUCGAUCUGAGCGAUGUUCAGCACAUAGUAUUUGAUGAGGCCGACAAACUUUUUGACCAGAGUUUCGUGGAACAAACUGACAGCAUUCUAAGUCAUUGCACCAACAAAAAGCUGAGAAGAUCGAUAUUCUCUGCCACUAUCACUUCCACUGUGGAGGAGCUCGCACAAUCCAUCAUGAACUCUCCAGUAAGAAUCAUCAUUGGCCAUAAAGAGGCGGCCAACUCACAGAUCCAACAGUCACUGGUAUUUUGCGGCAACGAAGACGGCAAGCUUGUGGCUAUCAGACAGAUGAUUCAAAAAGGCGAAUUCAAGCCUCCUGUCAUCAUCUUCUUGCAAUCGGUGGUGAGGGCCAAGGCUCUGUUCCACGAGCUUCUCUACGAUAAGCUGAACGUGGACGUGAUACACGCGGAGAGAACACAGAAACAGAGAGACACUGUCAUUGAGAGAUUCAGAGCAGGUGAGAUUUGGGUCUUGAUCUGUACAGAUGUGAUGGCUCGUGGUAUUGAUUUCAAGGGAGUGAAUCUUGUGAUCAACUACGAUGUCCCACAGUCUGCACAGUCCUACGUCCAUAGGAUCGGAAGAACCGGAAGAGGAGGAAGAAGUGGCCAGGCAGUUACGUUUUACACCAAGGAAGACGUGGUUGCCAUCAAACCGGUCAUAAAUGUGAUGAGGCAGUCUGGUUGUGAGGACCAGCUGAGUGAGUGGAUGAACGAUAUGCCGAAGAUCACCAAACAGCAGAAGAUUGACGUUAAGCGCAGGCCCCAGAUGAGAAAGGAAAUUACAACGGUUCCAAAGGUGGUGAGGCAAAAGAGGAAGACUCGCAAGGAGAUGAUCGCAGCAUCAAAGAAGCGCAAGACUUUACAGGAAGACGCUUCUGACGAAGACGACGAAUGA
Kuraishia capsulata CBS 1993 is the source of this 1662-nucleotide messenger RNA. RefSeq lists its product as uncharacterized. Gene Ontology annotation, molecular function: ATP binding; RNA helicase activity; nucleic acid binding. The transcript has a single exon. Lineage: Eukaryota; Fungi; Ascomycota; Pichiomycetes; Pichiales; Pichiaceae. Bases 1 to 1662 code for a protein of 553 amino acids. The record is from RefSeq and is a predicted model, not a curated record. Gene Ontology annotation, biological process: maturation of SSU-rRNA.